CGUGCUUAAUUGUUGUCACUUGUCUGCUUAGUUGUAAGUUGACAUAAGUAAAAUUUUUCAGCAAAUAUGAUACAUUUACUUAGGAUUUUAUUUUAUCCUGUAUAUUAUUAUUUUUUAGGAACUUUCGCAAUAAUUGAGGAUAUAUUUUUACGCCGCUACAACAAAUGUGAGUUGAAGACGCGUAGUGGAGAUGUAGCUGUGAUAACAGGUGGGGCUCGAGGUAUUGGAGCUGCAGUUGUCAAGAAACUGCUGCAAUGUGAGAUGCACGUUGUCAUUGGAUGUAGAAAUGUGAGUGCGGGCUCUGAGAUGGUGAGGAAGCUGAGAGCAGAAGGGAUCACCUCUGGUUCAACCUCCAUCUUGCCAUUAGACAUGGCCUCUCUUGACUCUGUGACAGCGUUCGCUACGGCCGUACUCAACUCCCGGCCUAAAGUUCACCUUCUCAUCAACAACGCUGGCAUCAUGUUUACUCCGUAUGAAGAGACUGUGGAUGGAUUCGAGUCCCAGUGGGCCGUCAACUACCUCGGCCACUUCCUACUGUGCCAUCUGCUGCUGCGGAGGCUGCAUGAAACAGCUCAGACGGACGGAAUCGCAAGGAUAGUCAAUGUAACAUCGUGUGCACAUCAUGCAGCCUACCCUAUCGACUAUGACAACAUCAACAUGAAAUACAACUUCAUAACACAAGCAGCGUACGCUCAGUCCAAGGCAGCCCAGCUGAUGUUCACCCUACAUUUAGACCGAGCCCUGCGCAAGAUGGAUUCUCAAGUAAGGGUGGUGGCUGUACACCCCGGCAUCGUCAACACUGAUUUGUUCAAUGGAACCUACAUGAAGAUAAUCAUGCCAUGGGCUCCUGGACUACUGUUCAAGUCAGCUGAGGAAGGUGCGACUACAGUCAUGUUUGCCGCUCUCCAUGCUAAGGGCGGAGACUACAUCAGCAACGCUAGAUCAGCUUCCAUCUCAAAAUUGGCUCAGGAUCAGCAAGCACAAGUCCAACUGUUUAACCACUCGAAGCGUACAUUGGGCAUCUUGUCCUUCGGUGGUCUUGAGUUAUAAACAAGCGCUUCUCAACCGUAACAGUAUUUCCUAUUUGCAUUUAAUUAUUUAAGUCUUUUAUUUAUUGUGUACUUAAUUCUGAGUCACUGUUACUUUCUGUUAUAGCUUUAAGUGGUUUUUUAGUUCUGCUAGGUUUAAAUAUUUUGCAAUGAAUGGUUGUAGCAUUAAAAGACUUUUUUAAGUUUUCUAAGCAUUAAAAGUAUCUAUUUAAGUUUUUGUUUUUAA
Molecule: messenger RNA, 1275 nt
Organism: Macrosteles quadrilineatus (aster leafhopper)
Lineage: Eukaryota; Metazoa; Arthropoda; Insecta; Hemiptera; Cicadellidae
Product: dehydrogenase/reductase SDR family member on chromosome X-like
Exons: 6
Coding region: 67-1050 (327 amino acids)
Source: RefSeq, a predicted model, not a curated record